AUGAGUAACGACAGCACAACUUCCGGCGCUGGUACGCCUGAGGUCCCGUCUACACCUAUCAUACCAUCGACUCCUGUCAUGCCUUCUUCGCCUUCUCUCGUUGAUCUCACUAUUGCCGACGAGGAAGCUAUCUUUCCUCUCACACCUGAAGGUCUGAGUAGAAGACAAUACAAUCUAUUCAAGAGAAACCGAAAGACUGCUCUCAGAGCUGCUAUAAAGGAGCAAGCUGCGGAUGAGAUGGAGGACACUGCUGAGGGCGCUGGAACUAAUCCCAGUUUACCAACAGGAUACAAACAAGGCGACUUCUGUCGUCAAGCUCGUAAGCUGAUUAAGAGUACUGACAAGCACGGUAUGUUGAGUCCUGGUACACACAAAGUUGUCAAACCUGCUGUGGUUAGGUACUAUCAGUAUAAGCGCUGCUUCAAGGUUGCUCAGCAGUUUGCUGAGCGCAAGUCAAACAAGAACGGUGGUAUUCGCAUGCUUUGA
Aureobasidium vineae is the source of this 486-nucleotide messenger RNA. The record is from the annotation of a GenBank genome assembly. Lineage: Eukaryota; Fungi; Ascomycota; Dothideomycetes; Dothideales; Saccotheciaceae.